Messenger RNA from Babesia ovata, 342 nucleotides. RefSeq names its product secreted subtilisin-like serine protease, putative. Lineage: Eukaryota; Apicomplexa; Aconoidasida; Piroplasmida; Babesiidae. The record is from RefSeq and is a predicted model, not a curated record. The coding region runs from base 1 to 342 and encodes 113 amino acids. The transcript has a single exon.
AUGAGCAGUCAGAAGGAGGUCGGCCACGUCGAAGUGACCGCGCCAUUGCGGUAUGAGCUGAGUCAACAGACGCACAGUGCAACGGGAGUUGACCUUCUGCGGGACGGCGCCAACAGCAGGCGCGGAUUGGCCGAACGCGGUGCCACCAACCUUACCGGCAUCACCGAAGGUCGGCGCCACACCAGGUGUAGAUGGAGCGCCAAACUGUCCGAUGCCGCCAGAGAGCGAUGUGCCGGUACCGGUGCCGAAGGCAGGCGCGCUGGCAGUGUUCAACGAUGUCGUGCCACUGGCGCCGAAAAUAGAUCCUGUGGCGGUUCCGGGCGCCGGCGCAAAACUGAAUGA